GAUUUUUGUUGUUUGGCGCCUUUUGGGGCCGGGCGGUUGAUCUGAUAAUAAAUUCAUCACUCAAUUAGUUAGUGAACAAACAAGUAAAUCUUAUUUAGUGAACGUUAAAACAUGGGUGACAAAGGAGACGGAGAAACGUUCGAUGAUGCGGUGGAGGAAAGAGUUAUCAACGAAGAAUAUAAGAUAUGGAAGAAGAACACCCCUUUUCUGUACGACUUGGUGAUGACCCAUGCUUUGGAGUGGCCCUCAUUGACUGCCCAGUGGUUGCCUGACGUUACCAGGCCUGAAGGGAAGGACUACUCGGUUCACAGAUUGAUCCUGGGCACACAUACAUCAGACGAACAGAACCACCUGCUGAUUGCUAGCGUCCAGCUGCCCAAUGAGGAUGCCCAGUUUGAUGCCAGUCACUAUGAUAAUGACAAGGGUGAAUUUGGAGGUUUUGGUUCUGUAUCCGGUAAGAUUGAUAUUGAAAUCAAGAUCAACCAUGAAGGUGAAGUGAACAGGGCACGAUACAUGCCCCAGAACCCUUGCGUCAUAGCAACAAAGACACCAUCGUCAGACGUUCUCGUCUUUGACUACACAAAGCACCCAUCCAAGCCAGAACCAUCAGGAGAAUGCCACCCGGAUCUUAGAUUACGAGGUCAUCAGAAAGAAGGUUACGGAUUAUCAUGGAACCCCAACCUGAAUGGCUACUUGCUCUCAGCUAGCGACGACCACACCAUCUGCCUGUGGGACAUCAACGCGACACCGAAGGAGGGCCGCGUGAUCGAGGCCAAGUCGGUGUUCACGGGCCACACGGCCGUGGUGGAGGACGUGGCCUGGCACCUGCUGCAUGAAUCGUUGUUCGGCUCCGUGGCGGACGACCAGAAGCUCAUGAUUUGGGACACGAGAUGCAACAACACAUCGAAGCCGUCUCACACGGUGGACGCGCACACGGCGGAGGUCAACUGCCUCAGCUUCAACCCCUACUCCGAGUUCAUCCUCGCCACCGGCAGCGCCGACAAGACCGUGGCGUUGUGGGACCUGAGGAACCUGAAGCUCAAGCUGCACUCGUUUGAGUCGCAUAAGGACGAGAUCUUCCAGGUGCAGUGGUCUCCCCACAAUGAGACCAUCCUGGCUAGCAGUGGCACAGAUAGGAGGUUGCACGUGUGGGACCUGUCGAAGAUCGGUGAGGAGCAGACGGCGGAGGACGCGGAGGACGGCCCGCCCGAGCUGCUGUUCAUCCACGGCGGCCACACCGCCAAGAUCUCCGACUUCUCCUGGAACCCCAACGAGCCCUGGGUCAUCUGCUCCGUCUCCGAGGACAAUAUCAUGCAGGUGUGGCAAAUGGCUGAAAACAUCUACAACGACGAAGAGCCGGAAACGCCGGCGUCAGAGUUGGAAUCGGGCGUCAACGUCAACCACGGUUAGCACGUCGCGCCACGCCACGCCACGCCGCGCCACGUCACGCCACGCCACACACUUACCGCGCGCCGCGUGAACUUACGUCUACCCUACAUGUUUCAGGUUCCACUAGUUUUGUUUUGUUCUUUCACUCGACCGUUAAGUCUCUGUCAUCAUCUGUUUUGAAGUUAACGGUAUAUUGAAAUGGGUAUACACACAUUUUAGAAAUUCAGCGUGAAGAAUACGGCAAUACGGCCACUUUGUGUUCUCUAAAUUACAUUACACAAAAGAUUAUAAAAUUAGAUCCUAAAUGCUGUGUAUACUUUUUCUCAAGGUGUUUUUGCCAGUAGAGACUCAUAAUAAUAUCAUGCGAGUGAUUUGCAUACAAUGAAAAAUAUUAAUGUAUCAAAAGUAUGUGUAGGCAAGUCACUGACUAUCUCUCUCUUAUUUGUAUUUUACUCGAAUCACUAAAUAAUCAAAUCAUCUUUAAAAUAUUGUUACCGAUCGCAAUAGGCGUUAUUAGAUAUUCAAAUGAACAGUCAUGCAAUAGCUCGAUAAUGUAGACAUGAUCACUAAUGCUUUAUCUAUUACAAUAGACAUGAUACAACAAUUUAAAGACUGCUAAAACUAGUAAUUCUGUGUUGACUUAACUAGUAAUUACAUUCGGCGUCGUUCGGCGGCGCGUGCGCAGAACAGCGAUGUGAACACGCGAAUUUAGCCAAUAAGUGGAUGUUAAUUUGAUGUUACGACAAUUAUUAUUACGUCUAAAACCCCCUCACUCUCCACAACACAUAUGCAACGACAAAAAGCUAUGCUAGCAAACUCAAAUUAACAAUAGGACUUGAUUGAAUGCUAUCCAUUUAUGUUCUAUUCACCAUGAUCUCACAGGCAUCAUGCAUAAAUUUAUUUUUGUAGUGUUCCAUUUUUGUAACUCAGGGGGUUGUAUUUUUACUUUUAGGGUAAAAAGUACUGUAAUUAUUAUAUUUAAAUUAGGUAAUAUCUGGUAUGUUCCUGACAACGGAUGAGUCGGACUUUGUCCAAAAAAGUGGUUUAUGUGCACCAGAAUCUCGGGGACAUUUUGUGAAAUACGUAUUUUGAUUCGAGAAAGCUUUAGAUAUUUUAUUUUUGUAUUUGAAAAGUGAGUUAGCCAAAAAUAUUCGUGCAUGUAAACCACUAAAAGAUGCUUUAUUUCUAAGGAUGCGGAACAAAAUAAUUGAAAAUUCUAAGUUGUGACUGUUCACUUACACCGUGAAAUGAAUUCCAUUUUAAUUUAUUGUAUCCCUUAUGGCACAAGAAGUGAAGAUUUUUCUGUUGGUAUUAUGGUAUUUUCGGUAAAACUGGUUGAUUCUGGAUUGUUCUGGAUUGAAAGCACCUCGUGGUUCCGUGGUCUUUUAUGUAGAAAACACGCAAGUGAUGUUGGAAGCCUAUAUCAAAGAGGCAUAAUAUGGCAAUAGUUGUCGCUUCCAACUUUGUUUGCAUGGUUUCUGAAUGAAUGUGCCUUCGAACUUGAGUUUCUUUCCAUCAUGUGUAAGGAUAUGCCUAGUCUGAGAUGACUGACCAAGGGUAUUUUAUAAAGCUAACUCAGAAAUGGAAUGUAAUUUUAAGCUCUGCUAAUUAUUAUUAUGAUUAAAAGUAUCGUAA
Ostrinia furnacalis (Asian corn borer) is the source of this 3024-nucleotide messenger RNA. RefSeq names its product chromatin assembly factor 1 p55 subunit (gene Caf1-55). The transcript is spliced from 10 exons. Gene Ontology annotation, molecular function: protein binding. Lineage: Eukaryota; Metazoa; Arthropoda; Insecta; Lepidoptera; Crambidae. The record is from RefSeq and is a predicted model, not a curated record. Bases 112 to 1410 code for a protein of 432 amino acids.